GGGAAAUUGAGAAGGGGGUAUAUAAUGAUGGUACCCAGUACCAGAGCACUAUGAGGAAACAAAUUAUUUGGUACUUACUUAUAGUUUUAGUAUUGUGUUCAUAGUUGAAAAUCUUUGUUUACUAUAGUUGAUGGUCAUGGUUAAUCAAGAGUUUACAAUCAAAGACAUCCAAAAAGUCCUCAAGUGCACAAAUGGCAAAAUUACAAACAUCAACAUUAGCAGACUAACAGCCCCGGGCGAAAACUACCUUAGCUUAGUCUUCAAAGUGGAUUUUGAAGUUUCAAUAGACAAUGGACUUAGUAAAACAAUCAGUACUGUAGCUAAACGCAUACCAAAACCAGCCAACCAAGAUGGUCUUAGAAUUACUAGCUUGGCAAUGAAAAAUGAAAUCCGAUGGUACCUGGAAAUGGUACCGUUAUUCAAACAAAUCGCCAAUGAAUUUGGAAUUAUGUGCGACUAUUUUCCUAUUUGUUUGGGUUCCAGAUUUAGUUUGGAUCCACUAAAAACUUUUCCAGACGAAGAAGCUAUUUUGUUGCUGGAAAAUUUAAUAGUUAAAGGCUUCAAAAACGAAGACAGAUAUGUAGGCUUCAAUUUGACAUCCAGUAAAGCCUUCCUCAAAACCAUAGCCUCGUUCCAUGCAAUAACUUUGGCAGCAAAAUUCAAAAACCCAAAAAUGUUCCACAAAAUCAAACAAUUCAUGGAUAGUUUACCAAAUCCAGAACCUCCAGCGCUUGGUUGUUUCAAUCCAGAGCGUCUGGUUAUGGAUUUGAUGCUGCAAAUACCAGCUUAAUAUAGGGCCAAAAUCGAGGCUCUAAGGGAGACUGCUUUAGGGCCUCCUGCUUAUAAAGAGGAAAAGGAGCCUUGGAAUACUGUUAUUCAUGGGGAUUUUUGGUUGAAUAACGUUAUGGUGAAGCUAAGAGAACAAAGGGAACCAUUAACCAUGCUACUAGAUUUUCAAUUUUUAGGCUAUUCUUCUUACGCUAUUGAUGUAGUGUUUUUCCUUUUAAUCAGUGUCAAAAGUGAAGUACAAAUCAACCAUUUUGAUGAACUUUUAAGAUAUUACUAUGACCAAUUGACAUCGAUUUUCGUAAAACUCAAUAUUCCAGAAUUGAGGUUGUCUUACCAAGAUUAUUUGGAUGAAGUGAAAAGGAUGGCACUUAAAAGCGAAUGCAGGCACGCGUUUUUCUUUACCACGAUUGUGUACGGGCCUAAAGGUACCGGGCCGGAUUCGCUUUUGGGAGAAGUGGACAUAUUUGAGAAUUUGGAGAAUAUGAUCAAUAAUAUAGGGGAAAUGCAGAGGGAGAAGUUGGGGGUUAUAGUUGAAUUGGCUGCUACGAGGGGAUGGAUUUGAUUGAUGAUAUAGUUUUGAAUAAAAUUGACUUUCUCGAAACAUGUUUUUUUACU
This is a messenger RNA of Ceutorhynchus assimilis (cabbage seed weevil), 1404 nucleotides long. NCBI's taxonomy places the organism in Eukaryota, Metazoa, Arthropoda, Insecta, Coleoptera, Curculionidae. The record is from the annotation of a GenBank genome assembly.